AGUGUCCUCUCUAUUAUUUAUUUGAUCAUAAUACCGCUGCAUGACAGUUGUUUUAUGAAAAAGAUUCGUUGUUGGUCAUAAGUAUUUUACAACUUUACGUUAUUUAUUAAAUAAAUUAAUAAUUUAAAUAAUAAAUAGCAUUUUAUAUUUACAAUUAAAUAACAUUCAAUAAUGUUCCGGAAUCAAUACGACAGUGAUGUCACAGUUUGGAGUCCACAAGGACGUUUACAUCAAGUAGAAUAUGCAAUGGAAGCUGUGAAAUUAGGAUCAGCUACUGUAGGACUUAAAAAUAAAACUCAUGCAGUCCUUAUUGCUCUGAAAAGAGCUUCUUCUGAGUUAUCUGCUCAUCAGAAAAAGAUAUUUCCCAUAGAUAAACAUAUGGGAAUUUCUAUCUCAGGUUUAACAGCUGAUGCCAGGAUGUUGAGUCGAUAUAUGCGAACUGAAUGUUUAAAUUAUAAAUAUUCUCAUGAUGAUCUAUUACCUGUAAGUCGGUUACUUGCAUCCCUGGGAAAUAAAUUGCAAACAUGUACUCAAAGAUAUGAUAGAAGACCAUAUGGAGUAGGUUUACUUAUUGCUGGGUAUGAUGAUCAAGGACCACAUAUUUAUCAAACAUGUCCAUCAUCAAAUUACUUUGAUUGUAAAGCAAUGGCUAUUGGUGCACGUUCUCAAAGUGCUCGUACAUACUUAGAAAAACAUCUUAAUGAACUUUUAUCAUGUGAUCUUGAUGAACUAAUAAAACAUGGUCUUCGUGCAUUAAGAGAUACAUUGCCAAAUGAAGUUGAUUUAUCAGUAAAGAAUGUCUCUAUCGCAGUAGUGGGAAAAGGUACAGAUUUUAAAAUAUAUGAUGAAGAUGCAAUUUCUGUCUAUUUAUCUCAAAUUGAAGAUGACAAACGUAGUAAACCUACUGAACCAGAUGUAGAACAAGAUUCUAAACCUCCACAACCUCCACCUUCUGAUGAAGGUCCACAAGACCCACAAGUUACAGUUGCAAUGGACACAGAUUAAAAAUAAUUUACUUUAUAGCAUAUUUUAUGUAUACAUUUAAAAUGAAUUUGCAUUUUACGUUUAAAAA
Molecule: messenger RNA, 1072 nt
Organism: Bombus huntii
Lineage: Eukaryota; Metazoa; Arthropoda; Insecta; Hymenoptera; Apidae
Gene: Prosalpha6
Product: proteasome subunit alpha type-1
Exons: 5
Coding region: 172-1005 (277 amino acids)
Biological process (GO): ubiquitin-dependent protein catabolic process
Cellular component (GO): proteasome core complex; nucleus; proteasome core complex, alpha-subunit complex
Source: RefSeq, a predicted model, not a curated record